Cynara cardunculus var. scolymus (artichoke) is the source of this 1242-nucleotide messenger RNA. RefSeq names its product fructokinase-2. The coding region runs from base 1 to 972 and encodes 323 amino acids. Lineage: Eukaryota; Viridiplantae; Streptophyta; Magnoliopsida; Asterales; Asteraceae. Gene Ontology annotation, cellular component: cytosol. The record is from RefSeq and is a predicted model, not a curated record. The transcript has 5 exons. Gene Ontology annotation, molecular function: fructokinase activity. Gene Ontology annotation, biological process: fructose metabolic process.
AUGGCAGCUUCUUCGAUGGUAGUGUGUUUUGGAGAGAUGUUGAUCGAUUUCGUUCCUGAUACUGCUGGCGUCUCCUUGGCCGAGUCUCAGGGAUUCAUCAAAGCCCCCGGUGGUGCACCAGCUAACGUUGCUUGUGCCAUCGCUAAGCUCGGUGGUUCUGCUGCCUUCGUCGGCAAGGUCGGAAAAGAUGAGUUCGGGUACAUGUUGACUGAUAUUUUGAAAAAGAAUGGAGUGAAUACUGAUGGCGUGUUGUUUGACGAACACGCCAGGACGGCAUUAGCGUUUGUGACGCUUAAGAAAGAUGGCGAAAGAGAGUUUAUGUUUUACAGGAACCCGAGUGCGGACAUGCUCCUUAAAGAGUCCGAGCUCAAAAUGGAUAUGAUCAAGAAGGCCAACAUCUUUCACUACGGCUCGAUCAGUCUAAUCACCGAACCAUGUAGAUCUGCUCAUAUGGCGGCCAUGAAGGCCGCCAAGCAAGCGGGGGUCUUGCUCUCUUAUGACCCCAAUGUCCGCCUACCCUUGUGGCCUUCUGCUGACGCCGCUAGGACAGGCAUCAAGAGCAUUUGGAAGGAAGCUGAUUUCAUUAAGGUGAGCGAUGAUGAGGUGGAAUUCUUGACACAAAAGAGUGCCGAUAACGAAGAUGCCGUGAAGUCUUUGUGGCACGACGGUCUGAAGCUUAUGGUUGUCACCGAUGGCGAGAAGGGUUGUCGUUAUUACACCAAGUCCUUCAAGGGAAAAGUGCCCGGAUGCAAGGUGAAGGCAAUUGACACAACCGGUGCCGGAGACGCUUUUGUCGGCUCGCUACUCGUUUCCAUGGCGAAAGACACUUCCAUUUUUACGGAUGAAGCGAAAUUGAAGCAGGCACUAGCGUUUUCGAAUGCGUGUGGAGCAAUAUGCACGACAAAGAAAGGAGCCAUCCCAGCAUUACCAACCACAUCCGAUGCCCAAGCUCUUCUAUCCAGUUCCAAGUAGAGAAUAAAACUCAUGAGUCGGAUAAAGAUAGCACACGAUGAAUUGUUCUGAACAUUUUAUUGAGUUUGUUUUGAGAUUAUACGUUGAUUUUGGAGGUUAUUUUUUCGUAUCUUGGUUUUUAUUUCAAACUAAAAAAUAACAGUAUCUUGAUCGGUGAUCAUAGUACUGAUAUUAGUCCUUAUCCCAUCCAUAAGAGUUGGGAUGGAAUGAGGGUUUUUUUUAGUUAGGGUGUUUUAGAUCAAUAUUUUGCAGAUGUUGAUAUAAUAAAAC